AUGAAGCGUCUCAUGCUCGUCGGGCGCCGAGUGGUGAGCUGGAAGGAAGGCGGUCUCGGUCUCGGUCUCGGUCUCAGUCUCGGUCUCAGUCUUGGUCUCGGUCUCAGUCUCAGUCUCGGUCUCGGUCUCGGUCUCAGUCUCAGUCUCAGUCUCAGUCUCGGUCUCAGUCUCAGUCUCGCACCGCAGCCGCAGCCACGCACCCACACAACCGCAGCGCAACCAUAUUCAUCCGUCUAUGCUCCUCUUCUUGCAAGACGCGCUGCGAGACGAGCAGCCCCGUCCCGCGGACGCUCCCUCGCGCGCACGCGGCGCCGUUAUCUCAGCAACUCCCCGGACCGUGGACACAUCCUGACCGGGCGAGACUCCAAAAGCGCCGCCGCCACGCACGAUGCCUGUGCAUCUAAAAUGGGCAUGUAUUGA
Molecule: messenger RNA, 420 nt
Organism: Didymella exigua CBS 183.55
Lineage: Eukaryota; Fungi; Ascomycota; Dothideomycetes; Pleosporales; Didymellaceae
Exons: 2
Coding region: 1-420 (139 amino acids)
Source: RefSeq, a predicted model, not a curated record